Molecule: messenger RNA, 4800 nt
Organism: Marmota flaviventris (yellow-bellied marmot)
Lineage: Eukaryota; Metazoa; Chordata; Mammalia; Rodentia; Sciuridae
Gene: Ripor2
Product: RHO family interacting cell polarization regulator 2
Source: RefSeq, a predicted model, not a curated record
GCUGAGAGGCCCUGGGCUGCCCUGUCAUGAGAAGGCCCUAGGCCUGCUCUCCUGGGGACCAUGGUGCUGCCCUCGAGGUUACACUGGAUCCGAAGCAGGCCAUGGAGGGACAGGAUCCGCAGGCGCCAGCUCAACCGACUGUCAACCAGACUCCCAGAAAUCAUGUUGGUAGGAUCCCAGUCCUUCUCACCGGGAGGGCCCAAUGGGAUCAUUAGAAGCCAGUCCUUCGCGGGGUUCAGUGGCCUUCAAGAAAGACGAUCCAGGUGUAACUCCUUCAUUGAAAAUUCCUCAGCUCUCAAGAAACCCCAGACCAAGUUGAAGAAAAUGCACAAUUUAGGACACAAAAACAACAAUCCUCCCAAAGAGCCCCAGCCUACAAGGGUGGAAGAGGUCUACAGGGCCCUGAAAAAGGGGCUCAGUGAAUACCUGGAUGUUCACCAGACAGAGCUGGACAAGCUAACGACUCAGCUAAGAGACAUGAAGAGAAACUCGCGCCUGGGUGUGCUGUAUGACUUAGACAAGCAAAUUAAAACGAUCGAGAGAUACAUGAGACGCCUGGAGUUUCACAUUAGUAAGGUGGACGAGCUCUACGAGGCCUACUGCAUCCAGCGACGUCUCCAGGACGGCGCCAGCAAAAUGAAGCAGGCCUUCGCAGUGUCGCCCGCCAGCAGAGCCGCACGGGAGAGUCUGUCGGAGAUCAGCCGGAGCUACAAGGAGUACACGGAGAAUAUGUGUGCCCUGGAAGCGGAGCUGGAGAAUCUGCUGGGGGAGUUCUCCAUCAAGAUGAAAGGUCUGGCUGGCUUUGCGCGCCUCUGCCCUGGAGACCAAUAUGAAGUCUUCAUGAAGUGCGGCCGGCAGAGGUGGAAGCUGAAGGGCAAGAUAGAGGUCAACGGCAAACAGAGCUGGGAUGGGGAGGAGACCGUCUUCUUGCCCCUGAUCGUCGGGUUCAUUUCCAUCAAGGUCACAGAGCUCAAAGGGCUGGCGACUCACCUCCUGGUGGGCAGUGUGACCUGUGAGACCAAAGAGCUGUUUGCAGCCCGACCGCAGGUGGUGGCCGUGGACAUCAACGACCUCGGAACCAUCAAGUUGAACCUGGAGAUCACCUGGUAUCCCUUUGACGUGGAGGACACGACCCCAUCCUCGGGUGGUGCGGGGAACAAGGCGGCAGCGCUCCAGAGGAGGAUGUCCAUGUACAGCCAGGGCACCCCGGAGACGCCCACCUUCAAAGACCACUCCUUCUUUGCAAAUCUGCCCGAUGACAUCUUUGAAACUGGGAAGACAGCUGAGGAGCAAAGGCCACUCUCCCUCAGCUCCUGUGACCUGCCCAACGGGGACUGUGCCCUCCCCUGCAGCCCUGCAGCCUCUCCCUCCAGCUCGGGCUCAGCGAAUCCAGAAAUCACCAUCACCCCUGCAGAGCUCAGCCACACCGGCCGGCCCUCCCAGGACCAGGGAGGGGAUGACGGCAGCUGGGCAUCUUCCAGGAACUCCUCGGGAGAAGGCCAGGAACCCAAGUCACCUCUGCAGGAAGGCCCAGCGGAGCCCAGGAAACCCUCCGCAGCCACGGCUUUGGGGGCUGAGCGCCUGUUCCUUGAGAAUGCAGUCGCCGAGGCCCUUCUGCAAGAGUCGGAUGAGGCCUCGGAGCUCAAGCCCGUGGAGCUGGACACUUGUGAAGGGAAUGUCACGAAGCAGCUGGUCAAGAGGCUCACCUCGGCCGAGGUGCCGGCAGCCACAGAGCGUCUGCUUUCUGAGGACUCGGCCAGUGGGGAGUCCUUCCUGGAUGGCAGCUUGGAGGAUGCCCUGAGUGGGCUGUUUCUUGCUCUAGAACCACAUAAGGAGGAGUACAAGGAGUUUCAGGAUCUGAACCAAGAGGUCAUGCAUCUGGAUGAUAUUCUAAAAUGCAAGCCCUCGGUGAGCCGCAGCCGAUCCUCCAGCCUCAGCCUCACGGUGGAAAGCGCUUUAGAAAGCUUUGACUUCCUCAACACCUCUGAUUUUGAUGAGGAGGAGGACGGGGAGGAGGCACGCCGUGGCGGCGGUGCUGACUCGGUGUUCUCAGACACCGAGCCCGAGAGGAGCAGUUACAGGUCGGUUCACCCAGAAGCCAGGGGGCAUCUUAGUGAGGCACUGACCGAAGACACAGGCGUGGGGACCAGCGUGGCAGGCAGCCCCCUCCCGCUGACCACCGGGAACGAGAGCCUGGACAUCGCCAUCGUGCGGCACCUGCAGUACUGCACCCAGCUCGUCCAGCAAGUUGUCUUCUCCAGCAAAACCCCCUUUGUGGCAAGAAACCUCUUAGAGAAGCUUUCGAGACAGACCCAAGUGAUGGGGAGACUCGCGGCCGUCAGUGACGAGGAGGCGGGGAGCCUGAGCUCUGUCGUGCAAGCCCUCCCAGAGUUUCACAAAAAGCUGUCUCUGCUGUCCUUCUGGACCAAGUGCUGCGGCCCGGCCGGGGUGUACCACAGCUCUGCCGACAGGGUGAUCAAGCAGCUGGAGGCCAGCUUUGCCAGGACUGUCAACAAGGAGUACCCAGGACUCGCAGACCCAGUGUUUCGAACCCUGGUCUCUCAAAUCCUGGACCGGACGGAGCCUCUGCUGUCCGCCAGCCUCUCCUCGGAAGUCGUCACGGUUUUCCAGUACUGCAGUUACUUCACCAGCCACGGCGUGAGCGACCUGGAGAGCCACCUGUGCCAGCUGGCCAGGCAAGUCUCCAUGGUGCACACCCUGCAGUCCCUGAGAGAUGAGAAGCUGCUGCAGGCCGUGGGCAACCUUGCUCCCAGCAGCCUCCUGGCCCAGCAAGAGGUGCUCCGGACUCUGGCUCUGCUCUUAACCAGGGACGACAGUGACGUCAGCAAGGCUGUGACGCUCUACUUGGCAGCAGCCUCCAAGAACGAGCAUUUCAGGGAAAAGGCCUUGCUCUAUUACUGUGAAGCACUGACCAAGACCAACCUGCAGGUGCAGAAGGCAGCCUGCCUGGCCCUGCGGAGCCUGCAGGUGGCCAAAACAAAGCCCGCCGGGACUGCAGUUUAUUUGGGCAGCCUCCUGCCACACUGCGACACACAGAGCUGGAUGUCUGUGAUUCAGACUUCACAUCAGUAAAGACCAGGACCCCAAGGUCCAGCCGGGGUCAUGGACGUACACGUUUCCAAGGUCACAGCAGAGGCCACUGUUCUAGCUCCAGCAAAACCCACGCCGGGGAGCACCAGAUUUCUCCUUUUCCCUUUUCUCCUAGAAGAUAGGGUCUUUUCUGCCAGAUGAAAUGCCUUUCUGCAGCCCCCCAGCUCCUGAGGGGGCUCCGUGCAGCACGCUGUGCAAGACGGUGCAGAUCUGUCAUCACACAGACCUGGGAUCCCUGGCCAGCUUGCUGGGAGUCUUGUUUUUAUAAAUUAAUGGAAACAAACAGAAAUUUCUCAUUUUUCUGUUCUUUAAUCAGCCUGGAAACAACCUAGGGGGAUCACGGUCCUCAAAAAAGUGGCCCCCAUUCAGGUGUCCCAUCUGUCACCAUGGGCUACAGGAACCCAGGGGCCCCCGGCUGCUCCCUCUGGCUUGCCCCAGCCUGGCGCCCUGCACCAGCUCCACUACUUCAUAAGCCCAGCCUCCUCCAGGAAAGGCAAACAUGACUUGCAGUCCAUGCCCAGCUCCUCCAGGGACUCAGCCGGCGUGUUGUCUUCCAGGAGGUCACCCCAGGGCUUCCAUCGCCAUCUCUGCACUGAUGACCCCCAGUACUUCCCUCCAGGUCCCUCCUGACUCUUACCCAGCUUGCUGUUAGAUAGCUCUAGCAGGAAGUCACUCAAACUGCACCCACCCCACCACCGAAGGUCUCAGUGCCUUGGUGGGCCCUCUACCAGGCCCCUGGGAGCCAUGCCGAAAGCCCAGGAGUCAACGUGACCCUGCCUCGCCUCCUCUCCCAUCCAUUCGUCUGCCGUCCUGUGGACCUCAGCUCCGCCCUGUGCACUCUGCUCUAUCCCUGCUGCAGUCACCCAUCUGCACUAGUCACCUACAGGGGAGCCACCCUGCCUGCUGCGGCCUGAGCUUGCGUCAAGGCCCCCUUGCCAUGACAUUAGAAACAUUGCAACAAAACACAGAUCUGCUCAAAGCUCUGUAGGGGCUUCUGCAAUCUUAGCUCUCAGACUUAGACCCAGAUUAAGCCAUGAAUUUACGAUUCAACCGGAAGCCCCUAACGUGACUCAGAAGAUUCUCCUUGAAGAGAUACAGGCCUUCUCUGAACACCUCCAUGGCCGCCCCUGGACUUGGGCCUGCCACAGUCUAUUAGCCUUGCCUGGAGUCAGUUCCUUCUCCACAGCCCAGCCACUCCCCAGCCCCAGGCACACAUACCCACCCACCCCCACACUUGGCUACCUAGUCUCAGAGGCCACCUCCCCCAAGAGGUUGGCCCUCCUCAGCCUGAAGUGCUCUGCCCCAGCACCCUCAUCAGCCUGUCGCUCACAAGUACUCGUGUGACAGUCUGUCUGUCCACUCAACUGCAGACUCUUUGGACCAGUUCCAUGUCUAGUUCAUUGUAGAAUCUCCCAUGCUUUGUGACCUGUCUUUGUGACAUGUGAGGGUUAGGGUUCAAUUCUCAGAACUGAAUAUAAAUUAAUAAAAUAAAGGCCCAUUGACAACUAAAAAAUAUUUUUAAAAUAGUUAUAAACGAUUUUUACCAUAAAAACACUCUGACAAUCUAAAAAUCAAGAGUACUCAGUAACUGCUUACAGAAUAAGUAGAAGCUGGGUACGGUGGCACACGCCUAUAAUCCCAGUGGCUUGGGACACUGAGACAGGAAGAUCAUGAGUUCAAAGCCAGCCU